GGAAGUGAUGGAAGUAAGGGAAGAAGGAUUGAUGGUGUUUGAGACAGUGGCUUUGAAGGAGGAUUUGCAUGGGCUGAUGGUUAGCAUGCGGUGUAGUCAGGAAGGAUGUAAGGAGAGAGCGAAGAUGAUGUGGAAGGAUACAGACCAUGAUAAGGACUUGAGGUGUGCAGAGGACUUUGCAUUAGCAGAUUGAUGAAAGGAUUAUAAGCCACUUGAUGAAUUUUGGCCGGAGAUUGAAGAGACUGUUGAUAAGUUAGAAAAUCUCAUCAGGCAAACUCAGGUCCUGCUUUCAGCAAUGGAAGAUCAGUAUUAUGUGGCUAAGUUCGCAGAGGAAGAACGAAAGGGGAUAGACCUGAUCAGUAGAAGGUUACAAAAGUGGGUAGCAAUGUUUCCGGUAAAGAUCUGGGGGCUUAAUGAGGAAUCAAAUUUCGAUGUUUUCAUUGAAAUGGAUAAGGAGUACAAAAGUGUAGAGUCUGAUACAACCAAGUUAAAUCAAAUUGUCGGACCCUUACUUGCUUUCAUCUAUUCAACAUCAGUAUUAAACCAGAUAGACAUCCUUGAAACUGAAGAGACAGAAGAACUAGAAGCAUCUGUUGCUAAUUUAGAGGAGAACAAGAAAGAUAUUUUUGGAAAAUCAAAUGGAGCUCUCUUUCUUGAAGCUCAGAGAUUUUCUGAACUGGAAAGAAAAUUUAAGUCUGGCAUAAGAAAAGAGUCCUUAGAAGCAAGAGAAGAAAGAACCUCUUUUCAUCUUAAUGAGGAAGAGAAAGAUCAUUUAGAUCAGUCAGAGAAUACUCUCAUGACUGAUCUGGCCUCUGCUGAAGAAUCGAAGGAUGGUAGUAACUCUAUUGUGACAGUUUUUGCAGCAACUUUUAAUGAUAUAUCAAAUUGAAGUGCAAAUUAUAAGGACCUCGUUGAUUUCAUGCAUGACAUAAGAGACUCUAAUCUCGAGCUCAGAGAGGAAAUCGAUAACUAUAUGGAAAAGAAUGGGCUCAAACCAAGCCAAGAAUAUGUCAAUAAUAGGGUCGUACCAGAUAUCAAAGAGGUUACAGAAAUCAUACGUAGUACUAAAAUCGACAAGAAUCCGGAACUAAACCCUCGUUUCAAGCUGAUUUUGGAUCUCAGGAAGAACAAAAAGCCUUGAAGAAACUUUAUGAGGGAAGUAAAGGAAUUCCAAAUGCCAAAGAUACAUUCAUUAGCUAUCAAAAAUGUUCAUAAAAUCGAGCCGGAUGAUUUCUCUGAUUAUCAAAGAUUUAUGAGGCAUACUAUGGCAUCAAAUAUCAGGGAAUUUUUCUUCCAUACAGGGAAUGAAAUAGCAUUGGCUCAGUUCAAUCACUCAAUUUCGAAUAUUCUGACUUUAGUCAAUUAUCAAGCACUAUUUAGCAAUUUUAUUUUAACAGAUGAGGACCUCACAAAUAUCUUUGUAAACUUGGUCAAUUCAAAGCAUUUGGAAUUUGAAGGGUGUAAUUUUGAUAUGGUUACAAAUGACGUGAAGCUCUCCCAGAUGUCUACAUCCUGCCUUGAGAGCAUUACCAUUAAUCCAUCGAAAAAGAAGACAACUGAGACUAAGAUUAUGAAUAUUCUUAGUGCUCUUUGUUACGGACUGAAGAAAACUCCUGUGAGGGAUACUCUAAAGGUGCUGUAUAUCCCUAAAUUCAUGAACAUCAGGGACGUGGCGAUACUAUUUAAAAGUAACCGAUACAAUUUAGAAGACAUCCAAUGAAGCAUGUAAUCGGGUUGGUUACAAGCUAAAGUAAUGUAAUAGUUUCAGAUA
Molecule: messenger RNA, 1771 nt
Organism: Moneuplotes crassus
Lineage: Eukaryota; Ciliophora; Spirotrichea; Euplotida; Euplotidae
Source: the annotation of a GenBank genome assembly